Molecule: messenger RNA, 2798 nt
Organism: Balearica regulorum gibbericeps (East African grey crowned-crane)
Lineage: Eukaryota; Metazoa; Chordata; Aves; Gruiformes; Gruidae
Source: RefSeq, a predicted model, not a curated record
AUACUUUCUGUUACCAACAACACAGAAUGUGCGAAGCUACUGGAGGAAAUCAAAUGUGCACACUGCUCACCUCACGCUCAGAAUCUAUUCCACUCACCUGAGAAAAGGGAAACACCUGAAAGAGAACUAAUUCUUCCCUACCUGUGCAAAGACUAUUGUAAAGAAUUCUAUUAUACUUGCAGAGGUCAUAUACCAGGUUUUCUCCAAACUACAGCUGAUGAGUUUUGCUUUUACUAUGCAAGAAAAGAUGGUGGUGUAUGCUUUCCAGAUUUUCCAAGAAAACAAGUGCGAGGGCCAGCUUCUAACUCCCUGGACCACAUGGAAGAAUAUGACAAAGAGGAAGAGAUCAGCAGAAAGCACAAGCACAAUUGCUUCUGUAUUCAGGAGGUUGUGAGUGGACUAAGGCAGCCUGUUGGAGCAGUACAUUGUGGGGAUGGAUCCCAUCGCCUCUUUAUUCUUGAGAAAGAAGGAUAUGUGAAGAUUUUCAGUCCUGAAGGAGACAUACUCAAGGAACCUUUUUUGGAUAUACACAAGCUUGUUCAAAGUGGAAUAAAGGGAGGAGAUGAAAGAGGACUGUUAAGCCUUGCAUUCCAUCCCAAUUACAAGAAAAAUGGAAAGCUGUAUGUGUCUUAUACCACCAACCAAGAACGGUGGGCUAUUGGACCUCACGACCACAUCCUUAGGGUCGUAGAAUACACAGUGUCCAGGAAAAAUCCACACCAAGUUGAUAUGAGAACAGCAAGAGUGUUUUUAGAAGUAGCAGAACUACAUCGAAAACACCUAGGAGGACAGCUUCUGUUUGGCCCAGAUGGUUUCCUAUACAUUUUUCUCGGAGAUGGCAUGAUCACUCUAGAUGAUAUGGAGGAGAUGGAUGGUUUAAGUGAUUUUACAGGUUCUGUAUUGCGCCUUGACGUAAAUACUGACCUGUGCAAUGUCCCUUAUUCCAUACCACGGAGCAACCCACAUUUUAACAGUACAAACCAACCUCCUGAGAUUUUUGCACAUGGACUCCACAAUCCAGGACGAUGUGCUGUGGACCGCCACCCAACAGAUGUAAACAUCAAUUUAACUAUUCUUUGCUCAGAUUCAAAUGGAAAGAACAGAUCUUCAGCAAGAAUCUUACAAAUAAUAAAGGGUAAAGACUAUGAAAGUGAGCCUUCACUUUUAGAAUUCAAACCAUUCAGCAGUGGAUCCUUGGUUGGUGGAUUUGUCUAUCGAGGCUGCCAGUCUGAAAGACUCUAUGGAAGCUAUGUAUUUGGAGACCGCAAUGGAAAUUUUUUAACACUGCAACAGAGUCCUGCAACCAAACAGUGGCAAGAGAAACCCCUCUGUCUUGGCAACACUGGUUCAUGUAGAGGUUUCUUUUCAGGCCCUGUCUUGGGAUUUGGUGAAGACGAAUUAGGUGAGAUUUACAUAUUAUCAAGCAGUAAAAGUAUGACACAGCCUCACAGCGGAAAACUCUACAAGAUCAUUGACCCAAAAAGGCCUUUAGUCCCUGAAGAAUGCAAAAGAACAGCUCAGUCUGCACAGGUACUGACAUCUGAAUGCUCAAGGCAUUGUCGGAACGGGCACUGCACUCCCACAGGAAAAUGCUGCUGUAAUCAAGGCUGGGAAGGAGAGUUCUGCAGAACUGCAAAAUGUGAUCCAGCCUGUCGACAUGGAGGUGUCUGUGUAAGGCCUAAUAAAUGCUUAUGUAAAAAAGGCUAUCUCGGCCCCCAGUGUGAACAAGUGGAUAGAAACAUCCGAAGAGUGACAAGGGCAGGUAUUCUUGAUCAGAUCCUAGACAUGACAUCCUAUUUGCUGGAUCUAACCAGCUAUAUUGUAUAGUUUCUGGGACUAUUUGGAAACUUCACUUUCAACGGGCAUUUGUUUUGAAUCCUGUCAUUUUUAAAAGACUGUUAUCCUGCAACAAAUACCGGUGAUUUACUUUAUUAAUUUAAGUACAAUAUCCACGAAUGUGCAGAUAAACUCUUUGUAUGUGCGUAAACAUAUCUGUACGUCUCCACAGACGUGCCGAUAUCCAAUACGUGCACACAUACACAUGCACGCACUAUCACAAAUACGGUUUUACAGCUAGUGGAAUUUUUUUUUAUAUUUAUUUCUUCAUGAGAAAUAGUUUACAAAGUAAUUCCACUGUAAACCACAUUUUCAUCAAAGGACUUUCGUGAUGUCUAAAUGGAUUCUUUGACAUCCCAGAAACCUCAUGUCUGUACCUAUCUGGUUCUAGCAAUAAGAGAGCAGUUUUCAAACACCGCUGUAUAAACUGCUGGACUUAAUAAAAUCCAGUUGUAACAGUUUCUAAGGUGAACGGAACUACAUCAUGAGACAAUAUUUCAGAACUCCUUAAUGCAUUCCUAUCUAGGCAAUUCAUUGUAAGACUGUAACCUUCACCUUCAUCAAUGUAACUCUAUUACAGAAUGUUACGCAUUUCUUUAUCUAGCAUAGAUGCAAAAAUCUGGUUAUCGCAGCUUAAUAUCAAGAUUGUUUCAAGUGUUUAAUAAUUAAAUUAUAUUCGCAUAUUUCAAAACCAGUCAUCCUAGAAGGUCUGCUUUUUAUCAUAUAUUUUAUUUAACGAUGGGCACUGGGUUCAUGUUACAUAUUUAUAUUAUUUUAUUUUAUUUUUAUAAUAUAGACAUCACCUAGAUGAGACAGCUUUACCAUGUCCUGUAAAAUACUAAAGUUACAUUUUUCACCAACUUAAUUGGAAAGACGGGGAAAGAGAGAGCAAACACACUCUUUAAUGUGUUGUGGAUCUAAUCUAGAAAUGUAUCCUUGUGUCAACUUGUAUUCAUUUACGA